Messenger RNA from Closterium sp. NIES-67, 2014 nucleotides. Lineage: Eukaryota; Viridiplantae; Streptophyta; Zygnematophyceae; Desmidiales; Closteriaceae. The record is from the annotation of a GenBank genome assembly.
CAAUCUACGCAUGCGUGUUAUGUAAGCUACUAAAACGUGUAUUACUGCCGUCACAUGGUGGCUUCGACUAGCUUAGCUGACGACGCACAGGCAGUAGUGUGUGUCCGCAGAAAAGAGCAAGCAAAGCUUGCGUCAGUCAUGGUUGGAAGGUUUGAAGACGCUCAGUAGAGUCGAUAUAGACGUGGCUUUGCGAAACCAUGGUAGAAAAUACCUCUAGAGACUUCUAAAACGCGAGGUACCACGUCGGAGACGCCUGGUAGCUUUAGAGUCGACCGUGUACGCGUGGCGUGUGGCUGUGUGCUGUGUGCUGUGUUGCGUGGGAUCGGCAACUUGUCGCGUGAAGGUUGAAGGUUGAAUCUUUUGCAGCGUCGUGUGACAUUGCAACAAGCCGUUGCAGGGUAACUCCAUAUGUAACAAGGUGGCUUCGAGUCGACCCUAAGUCGCCUAGGUAGUGGGAGAAGGCGAAGAUGCCGGGGACUCGAUGGAGGGAGCGGAGGGAGCGGAGCGACAACCUUAUGCAGCGCCUGCAGCACCGCGAGACGUUCCGCUCGCCGCCAUGCGCGCAGCUACACUCCGUGCGCCGCUUAUACGAGAACAUCGUGCCGUCCCAUACGGUGUACGACGUGGAGUCGCCGGAGCACGUGAUUCGCCGGUUCAGCCAUGACGGGCAGUACUUGAUCUGUUUCUCCAGGAACGGCCUUGAGCUCAUAGUCUACCGCUUCCUCUGGUUCCACUACUGCGCGCAGGGGGCAGCAGCAGUGGCGGAAGCAGAGGAGGACGAUCAUCUCCCCCCAUCCACCCGGAAGUUUGAGAAGUAUUUCGAGCAGCUGUACUGCGCGCCGCUGGGGCGGGGCAGCGAGGUGCUGUGCAAAGACCUCUUCCUCUGCUGCGAGGGCAGUGCUCUGGGGGUGUUUGCGUCGGCCACUCCUGCUGACCUGUCGUCCCCGCCUAGGGUUGGGGCAGUGAAAGGGGUGCCAGCGAUGGAGAGCAUUACUCUGCAUCUUGUGAGGCUCGCUGACGGCAAGGUGGUGGACAGGAGGGUGUUUCGCGACGACUAUAUAAACCUCACCCACAACGGAGGGGCGUUUCUGUACGAGGACCUGCUCUCUGUCCUCAGCAUUCGCUUCCAGCGGAUCCACCUCUUCCAGAUUGUUGAGGCAGCGGAGAGGUUUGUGGACGUGCAGGUGAUAGGCCCGUACGGGUGUGACGACGAUGAGCUCGUGCUACAGUCGCACUUUCAAGAAGAAUGGCGCUUCCAGCGGCACUUAGCUGAACUGCGGAGGAGACAGGCCCUCGGAGGGGAGGAGGCGGGAGGAAGAAGCAGCAAGGCAAGGGAUGGGCGAGAAGAGAAGAGAGGAGCACGAGACGAGGGAAAGAGGGAGGGAGGCAGGGGAGGAGGAAGAGAAGGAGGUGGGGCAGGGAGGGUCGGAGGGAUUGCAAUGUAUGAGAGGAGGUACGGGGGACAGGAUGGGAGCCUGCUAGCGCCAGGGGUGCGGACGAGUAUGGGCCCUCCUCAUGGGGGAGGGGGAAGAGGAGCAAGAAGAGAGGGAGGAGGAGAAGGAGGAGGAGGAGGAGGGGGGGGCGAGGGAAGAGCAGUGGCAGGGGCAGGGGCAGGAGGGGCGGGAGCGGUGGGGGGACGGGUGGGGAUCUAUGGAUGCAAGGGGGGGCGGCGAGCAGGAGUUUAACCAUGUCGACCUUUGGGUCGAGUCUCUUCAGUCUGUCGUAUGGUCCCGAUGGGCGUGCUUCCCUGCAAUCCCAGUCACACACUCACACCCACUCACCCACUCAGUCCCACACUCACUCACAGUCACAGCCACAGUCCCACUCACAAUCUCACUCACACUCGCAUGCUCACUCUCAGUCUCAUUCCCAUGCCCACUCACACCCUCACUCGCACUCUCGCUCGCAAGAGGUGAGAAGGCGUGGGGGACUGGGGGGGGCAGGAGCAGGAGGCAGGGGAGUUGGGGGAGCAUCCGCAGCAGCAGCAGCUGGAGCUGGUGGCUUCCCUUAUCUC